UGCUUUACAAUGAUCUGAUCGCUUUCUGUUCUGGGAGCUGUUGGAUAUGUGACUAACAGAAUGAUAUCGGACGACCAAAACCUAACAUUGCAUUUGUGAAGAUGCCAAAGCAUUCGAAUAAAAUAUUUUAGCGUCAACUAAGAGCGGUUAUGAUGUGUAACAGGAGUCACAGCACCCAGCUGUACCUGGACGUGCCGUCGACGUGUCUGCCUAUCAUCUACUCUCCAGUAUACAACAUCACCUUCAUGGGGCUUGAGAAACUACAUCCCUUCGACAGCGGGAAGUGGGGGAAAGUCAUCCACUUCCUAAAAGAGGAGAAGUUGAUCAGUGAUGGCAGCAUCGUUGAGGCACGGGAGGCUACAGAGGAAGACCUACUGGUGGUUCACACCAAACGCUACCUCAACAGACUCAAGUGGUCCCUGGUCGUAGCGACCAUCACAGAGAUCCCGCCCCUCCUAUUCCUACCUAACUUCCUGGUUCAGAGACGGGUCCUGAGACCACUCAGAACACAGACCGGCGGCACCAUCAUGGCAGGGAAGCUGGCUGUAGACCGAGGCUGGGCCAUAAAUGUAGGUGGGGGCUUCCACCAUUGCUCCAGUGAUAAAGGGGGAGGAUUCUGUGCCUAUGCUGACAUCACCUUAGCUAUAAAGUUUCUGUUUGAGAGGGUGGAGGGAAUCUCCCGAGCCACCAUCAUAGAUCUGGAUGCACACCAGGGGAACGGUCAUGAGCGUGACUUCCUGGAUGACAGACGUGUUUUCAUCAUGGACGUCUACAACCGAUACAUCUACCCUGGAGACGGAUACGCUAAGAGAGCCAUAAAGCGUAAGGUGGAGCUGGACUCGGGGACGGAGGAUGAUGAGUACCUCCAGAAGGUAGAGCUCCACUUGGAGGGUGCUCUCAACGAGGUCCGUUCUGACAUCAUAGUAUACAACGCCGGGACAGACGUCCUGGACGGAGACCCCCUGGGAGGACUGGCUAUCUCACCACAGGGCAUAGUAAGAAGGGAUGAAAUAGUGUUCCGGGCAGCGCGGAGGAGAGGGAUUCCCAUCCUGAUGGUGACGUCUGGUGGAUACCAGAAGAAGACCGCUCGUAUCAUCGCUGACUCCAUCAUCAACCUGCGAUGCCAGGGCCUGAUUGGAGGGGACGAGGAUGGGGAGGUGCCAGAGGAGUGUGCGGACGGAGUCACCCUCAUGAUGAGCAGCUCUGACUCCUCCCCUUCCUGUGUGUCACCAGGACCAGCCCCCAACACCAUCUGACUGGAACUGAACAUGAGUUGGAUCCUAGGGCCCAGAGCCUCUCCUGGCUCCCUAGUGCACUAGAGGAAAAAUAGUGUGCUCCGGGAAUAGAGUGCCGUUUCAGACUUCCCCCCGAUCUUACUGAUGCCCACUGUGACUGUGACUGUGGCAGGGGUAGGCAGUGGGACAGGGCUGGUCAGGUAGCCUAGUGGUUAAGAGCGUUGGACCAGUAACCGAAAGGUCGCUGGUUUGAAUCCCCGAGCCGGCU
Messenger RNA from Coregonus clupeaformis (lake whitefish), 1503 nucleotides. RefSeq names its product histone deacetylase 11 (gene hdac11). The transcript has 10 exons. The coding region runs from base 150 to 1256 and encodes 368 amino acids. The record is from RefSeq and is a predicted model, not a curated record. Gene Ontology annotation, molecular function: histone deacetylase activity. NCBI's taxonomy places the organism in Eukaryota, Metazoa, Chordata, Actinopteri, Salmoniformes, Salmonidae.